Messenger RNA from Hydractinia symbiolongicarpus, 1697 nucleotides. Its product is annotated as monocarboxylate transporter 10-like. Gene Ontology annotation, biological process: transmembrane transport. Gene Ontology annotation, molecular function: monocarboxylic acid transmembrane transporter activity. The record is from RefSeq and is a predicted model, not a curated record. The transcript is spliced from 5 exons. Bases 104 to 1648 code for a protein of 514 amino acids. NCBI's taxonomy places the organism in Eukaryota, Metazoa, Cnidaria, Hydrozoa, Anthoathecata, Hydractiniidae.
UUAAUUUUUCUUUCAUUAUAUUUGUAUAUAUAACGUUCCAUCGAUGUGUGAGAAAUGCUGUUGGACAGUUGGGAGAAAGUUUUCAUGAAGCAGGCUUCAUGCGAUGCUCGUGUCAAAAAAAUGGUUUAUUUGCUUCGCUUCUUUUUUGAUACAACUUACUGUGUUCGGAAUUCACAACAACUUUGGAUUAAUCUUUCAUAACUUAUUAAAAGCCUUUAAACAAGAACCAGCAGAAACAGCAUGGAUUGGCUCGCUCGCCAUGGGUAUAACAUUCUUUGUAAGUCCAUUCUCAAGCCUUAUCACGACAAGAAUCGGGUUUAGAUCUCUCAUCAUCACCUCCACAGUUAUAUGCGUUUUUGCUUUAUUAUUAUCGUCAUUUGCUUCAAGUAUUCAUUGGCUACCGUUAUCAUACAGCCUCUUUUGGGGAGCAGGUGCUGGAUUUGCUAACCACGCAUCGUUAGUGUUAUUGCAACAAAACUUUUAUGACAAAUUAUCAUUAGCAAAUGGAAUUGCAACUAGCGGGACAGGUGUUGGUACACUAAUUUUAGGUCCUCUGUUAAAUUAUUUGUUAACAAAACAUAGCUUUAGAUGGGCAUUUCGAGCAUGCGCAGUACUUCCAUUGUUAUUUCUUUUCUCGCUUCCAUUUAUAAAGAAAAAUGAAGAAGAAGUCAGCAAUUUCUUUUUUCAAACAUCAGAAGAUUUACUACAGAAUAAUAACAACAAUUCUCAUGAAAAUCAAGAUGGUACCAACAGAAACAGUAAUGGCGGUGUUAGCUGCCACAAUCAAAUUAUUACUAGUGAUCAUGAAAACACAAUGCUGUAUAAUGGUUCUGAUCAAAAUUCAAAGAAAGGAUUAUCUUUCCUUCGUAUAAAAAAAUCUGCCUGUAAAGAAAUAUUUAACAAAGAGAUUUGGACAAACCGAGCCUACGUAAUCUUUGUAAUUGGAAUCUCAACUUUUCUAUUUGGAUAUUUCAUUCCUUUUGUUUUUCUGAUUGAGCAUGCUACCUUAAAUGGAGUACCUACUAAUCAAGCACAAUUUCUUGUUGGUAUAUUAGCCAUAACUGCAACGAUCAUGAAAGUAAUGUCUGGUUUGAUAUUGGACUUACAACAUCUCUUGGGAAGAAAAACACUCUUUCUUAUAUCUAUGUAUUGCAUGGCAUUUUCCCACUUAAUCGUUGCUUUUGCGACAGAAUACUGGAUGUUCUGUUUAUACGCUGUUGUGUUUGGAAUAUGCGAAGGUUGUUUUGUUGGCCAACUCGCUGCAGUUAUCGUUGAUGUGAUACAUUGCAGAACACAAGUUAGCAUAGCGUUAGGAAAUUUAUUUGCCAUAAUGUCUGUACCAAUAAUGGCAGGUCCAGUAGUUGCAGGCAAGCUAUCUGGUUUACUGCAUGGUUAUAAAAUAGCCUUUCUUAUAUCCGCUUCAGUAUGUUUUGUUGGAGCUCUUAUAACUACACUAAUAAAGCUAUACGAAGAAGUUCCAACACCAUCGUUGGGCGUUCAAAUAAAUUCUUGUACGGCAAGAAUACAAACAGAGAACAAUAUGAUGAACAAUGGUUGUACUGGAGAAAGCUUGGUGGCUAACAACAUCGUCACUUUUACAGCUUUUACGAGAAGUUUAUCAUAUCGCGAACAACCUAGAUAUUUGUAGCAGUCUUUUCUUAGUGUGUUUAUACACGUAUUUGAAAAUUCGUAGAAAA